Symbiodinium sp. CCMP2592 is the source of this 360-nucleotide messenger RNA. Lineage: Eukaryota; Dinophyceae; Suessiales; Symbiodiniaceae. The record is from the annotation of a GenBank genome assembly.
AUGGCUCUCGAGAUCUACGCUGAAGAGCAGGGGGCCAGGAAGACAUUUCAAGCAGUUCUACAAGUAAUUUCCUACAUUGCCCGCGUUGCGAUGAUGGCAACGCUUCCGGUGUUCUGUCGGGAAUCCGAGUACUGGCGGCAGGAGGUAGAAGGACUGGAGCUGGAUCUGAUUAGUCGGGUUGCGGUGCUGCGACUAGCGAGCAGAGCUCCAGGCAUCGACGUCUAUGUCGGCCUCAUUGAUGCGCUGGCAUCCAAGCAAAAGCUUCAAGGCGAGGAUGAGGCUGGACGGAAGCUAAGCUGUGUCGGCGCAGACUGUGUCACCGAUCCGACAUGUUCGCCACAAUGCAUGUUUGGGAUCUAA